Myotis brandtii (Brandt's bat) is the source of this 1970-nucleotide messenger RNA. It is a transcript of the gene PHF7, whose product is annotated as PHD finger protein 7. The record is from RefSeq and is a predicted model, not a curated record. Gene Ontology annotation, cellular component: nucleus. NCBI's taxonomy places the organism in Eukaryota, Metazoa, Chordata, Mammalia, Chiroptera, Vespertilionidae.
GGCCCGGCCCGCACCAGCCUCCCUGCAGGCGCGGCAUGACCCUGGUCUGGCACUCCCGGGAUGCUUCUUGAGCCCCUUCGCCGGCGGUUACCUCGGAGGGACGGUUGUGGCCACACUGACAUCUAUUUUGCAAAGUAAUCAUUGUUUAUUCUUGUGGCGGCGGGGCCGAACACGCUUAUUUAUUUUUCAUUUUCUCAGCAAGCUUUUACCCAGCACUUGUCCAGCAAAACAACUCGGUAACCGUUUCGAAGGAGCACUGCCCGGUCAGGAAAUCUCCGCCCGAGCCGCUCGCGGAAGCCCGCCUUUGCAUCGUCCCUCCUUACAUGCUGUGAAGACUGUUGCUCCUCCCUGUAACUACCAGUGUGCACAGAACUCCAUUCGGGAAACGUCUUGGUCCAGCGAUGCAAAGAACCGAAGUGUCAAGAGCUGGAAGAGCCUCUAUUAUCCUCAUAAUAAAUAGAAUUCGAGAGAGGCUUCAGCGAAUGAAGCCUAUAAAAGAGAAGGCAUGUCGAAGAUUCAGAAAAUCUGCCAAGACGAGGAGGGUGACCCAGGGGAAGCCAUCUUCAGGGCCGGUAUGCCGGCUAUGCCUCCAAGAACCUGGGGAUCCUGAAAAAUUAGGGGAAUUUCUUCAGAAAGACAAUCUCAGCGUGCACUAUUUCUGUCUUAUUCUAUCUAGCAAGCUGCCUCAGCGGGGCCAGUCUAACAGAGGUUUCCAUGGAUUCCUGCCUGAAGACAUCAAAAAGGAGGCAGCCCGGGCUUCUAGGAAGAUCUGCUUUGUGUGCAAGAAAAAGGGAGCUGCCAUCAACUGCCAGAAGGAUCAUUGCGUCAGAAACUUCCAUCUCCCUUGUGGCCAAGAAAGGGGUUGCCUUUCACAAUUUUUUGGAGAGUACAAAUCAUUUUGUGAAAAACAUCGCCCAACACAGGACAUCCACCGGGGGAAUGCGGGAGAGGAAAGCUGCGUCUUGUGUUGUGAAGACUUAUCCCAAGCAAGUGUUGAAAAUAUCCAGAGUCCAUGCUGUAGUCAAACUAUCUACCACCGCAAGUGCAUACAGAAAUAUGCCCACACAUCAGCAAAGCAUUUCUUCAAAUGUCCACAAUGCAACAAUAGAGAAGAGUUUCCUCAAGAAAUGCUAAGAAUGGGAAUUCACAUUCCAGACAGAGAUGCUGCCUGGGAACUCGAACCAGGGGCUUUCUCAGAGUUGUAUCAGCGCUAUCAGCAUUGUGAUGCCCCCAUCUGUCUGUAUGAACAAGGCAGAGACAACUUUGAGGACGAAGGGAGGUGGAGCCUUGUUCUAUGUGCUACAUGUGGAUCCCGUGGAACCCAUAGGGACUGCUCCUCUCUUAGAUCCAACAGUAAGAAAUGGGAGUGUGAGGAGUGUGCACCUUCGCCUAAAGUCACAGACUACAUAUCUGAAAACUCAGGUGACAUCCCCUGCUGCAGCAUCUUCUACUCGGGGGGGCAUGACUGCAGAGACACCAGCCUGGAAGAGAAUUCGGGCCCUUCUUGGACUGAUUGGCCAGAACCUUCUUUAUUAGAAAAACCAGAAUCCUCUGGUGGCAGGAGGGGCCACUCCUGGUGGUCCAAGGGUGUCAAAUCACUAAAAGCUGCAACAAAUACAAGUAACAGCUUCUAAGUAGUUGCUGCCAAGCACAUUUGGUUACAAAGCUGUGCUCCUCCACCAAGUUUGGGAAGGGAGCCCUUUGGGACUGUAAGACCAGGAAAGGGGGGCCCCAGCAGUGAGACUAUGAACAAGGAAAGAGAAGUCCCAGAGAGUGAGAACAGAGCAGUCCAGAUGCCAACCGCAGAACAUGUAUAUGGCUAUGGUAGCUAGCACCUCUGCUCUUUCUGUCUGAUUCCCAGAGGGCCCUUUCUUCUCUUCUCCCACCAAGAUUGUUCCACCCUCAUCUGGUGCUCAUAUGCCUCUCUUACUUCACCCAGGUUUGUUAUGCAAAUAAAGACUUUCUCUCCA